CAUAUAAAAACGCCUUGGCGGCAAUGUCAAAACGAAACCAGAAGCCCAACGAGUCGUCGUCAGCGAAGCGAGAAUGGGAGUACAGGGUCUAUGGGAACUACUGGCACCCGUGGGUCGCCGCGUCUCCGUCGAAACCCUAGCCGGAAAGAAGCUGGCCAUCGAUGCCAGCAUAUGGAUGGUGCAGUUCAUGAAGGCCAUGAGGGACGAAAAGGGAGAGAUGGUUCGCAACGCUCAUUUGCUCGGCUUUUUCCGCCGGAUUUGCAAACUACUGUAUCUGCGGACCAAACCCGUCUUCGUUUUCGAUGGCGGAACACCUGCUCUCAAGCGCCGGACCGUGAUUGCUCGCCGGAGACAGCGUGAGAAUGCCCAGGCCAAGGUCCGAAAGACUGCUGAGAAAUUGCUUCUCAAUCAUCUUAAGGCAAUGAAGCUGAAAGAACUAGCUGAGGAUAUCAAAAACCAGAGGCAGAAAAUGAACGACGCUAAGGGUAAGAAGGUAUUGGGAGAACAGACCAAUAUGGUGGAGGAUAAUUCAGGAAAAAAUGAUGUGGCCUCCAGGGAAUGUAAUCAGGAAAAGCUAGAUGAAAUGUUGGCAGCAUCUAUUGCAGCAGAGGAAGAUGGGACUUUAACUAAUAAUGCAACAAUGUCUACUGCUGGCAAUUUUUGUGAGGAUCAUGAUGAGGAAGAUGAGGAGAUGAUACUGUCAGAUCUGCAUGGUGAAAUUGAUCCUGCUGUAUUAGCUGCUUUAAAUCCAUCAAUGCAACUUGAUAUUCUUAGACAGAAACAGAAGCAGGAUAAUGAUGUUAAGGGUAAGAAGGUCGUGUCAGAUCAAGACGAUGUGGUCUCAUGGAAUAGCACUCAGGACAAAAUAGAUGAAAUGUUAGCAGCAUCUAUCAUGGCAGAAGAAGAUAGGAAUCUAAGGAUGCCAUCAACAUCUGCUGCCGCUCAUGUUGAGGAGGUUGGUGACAUAGAAGAGGAUGAAGAUGGAGAUGAAGAGAUGAUACUGGAAACAAUGCAUGGUGACGUUGAUCCUGCUGUAUUAGCUUCUUUGCCUCCAUCAAUGCAACUUGAUCUUCUUGUUCAAAUGAGAGAGAGAUUGAUGGCAGAAAACAGACAAAAGUACCAAAAAGUCAAGAAGGACCCUACACAAUUCUCUGAGCUACAAAUACAGGCUUAUCUCAAAACUGUUGCUUUCCGUCGGGAGAUAGAUCAAGCACAGAAGGCUGCUUCUGGAAGAGGAGUAGGUGGUGUACAGACUUCACGAAUAGCAUCUGAAGCCAACAGGGAAUUUAUCUUCUCGUCAUCAUUUAGUGGCGACAAAGAAGCACUGACAGCUGGCAGAGCUGAGACAUCUGGAGAUAAGCAACAACCAUCUUCUGAACAUCUUUCAACUUUAUUGAAUACCAUUACAUCUACCAGUAACUUGAACACUGUGACUGGAUCAAACUCUGAUGAAUCAAGUAGGGUUUUUGAUGACAAUAUUGAAACAUAUUUUGAUGAGAGGGGGCGGGUUCGUAUCAGCAGACUGAGAGCAAUGGGUUUCCGGAUGACCCGUGAUUUACAGAGGAACUUGGAUUUGAUGAAAGAGGUUGAGCAAGAGAAAACAAGUGCAAACAAGAUGGAGUCUGUGAUAAAUGGAAGUAAUAGUGCUGUCCAAAUAACUUCAUCUUGUAAACACAAUUUAGUAACAAUUUCACCAAAUGGUGCUGCUGAAUCUGUUAAAGUGAAUGAGAAAAAUGAGGAUUUUACAUUGAAAAGUGGAACUUCUAUAGAGAUUUCUUUUGAAGACGAUGGUGAUAGCAGGGGUUUGGAUGGUGAUGAUGACAUCUUUGCUAGUUUAGUGGCCGGAAAUCCUAUAAAAGUUUGUUCUGAUGAUAAUGCUCCAUCAAGAGUACUGCAAUCUACUUCUGAUUCAGACUGUGAAUGGGAGGAAGGUACAAUUGGAGAAACAGGCAAUAAUUUUUCUAAUGAUGUUAACUUGAAUAUUGAGCCCCUUUCUGGUGAAGGCAACAUUAGUGAUGAUGGUGGAGUGGAAUGGGAGGAAGGAAUUUGUGAAGUUAAUAAAAGCACUUUAUGUUGCCCAGCUGAGUCACGACCAGAAAUUUCCAAAGGUCUUUUGGAAGAAGAGGCUGAUUUGCAGGAGGCUAUAAAGAGAAGCCUAGAGGAUUUAGGAGACAAGAAGUCUAAUUAUGCAUUGGGUGAAGAUGAGAAAUUAAAUAUUUCUGCAGGAAAGGCUUAUGAAGAUAAUGAGUUUCUUGAUCAAGAAAAUGAGAAAGACGAGCCAACUUCACCGGGAAAGAUUGAUACACGACUAAGUAAAUCAACUUUUAAAAUUGUUGAUGGAGUUAAAAAGAUGGAUGAUCUGGGUGGAAUCAGUAUCUCACAAACCAUCGAUUCUUCUGGGAAGCUGUUGAAGUCAUCUGUACCAUAUAUUCCCAAUGUUGAGAGGAUACUGAUUGGCACACCACAUGAAGGAUACUUGGGUCCUUCAGAACCCAUUGGAUAUGCAAGUGAAAAAACCAGUUUGUGUGAAGAAACACCCCAUGCAGAAACUGUUGCACCUUUGAAAACAAAGGAGUUCAAAGUGGUUGCAGAACAUGUGGAUGCCUGCAACAAGGGAAGUGGCUUGUCUACCUUCUCUAAUAUGAAUGCAAAAAAUAAUUCCCAUACUUCUGAUAUAUCAACUGGUGAAAUUACUGAUGCCGCUCAGGUGAUUGAUCAGAAAACUGGUUGUGAAGCUGAAACAUCCCAUCAUUUAGUUGAAAUAUCUAAUCCAGCUGUUCCUUUGGUGGGAACACUGACAGAUGAAUUGAUAUUGGAUAUUGACACGGAACAAAAAUUGGAUGCACAGAAAAGUGAUGAAAGUUUUUCCCAGGGAAGUGACCACAACUUGGAAAAGUCUCCAAUUAGGGGCAAUGAGAAUGUGCAGUUUGAAGACCUGGAGGAUAAUUUGGAGGAGGAAAUGCAUAUUUUGAGUGAAGAACGUAUGAACUUGGGAGAUGAGCAAAGAAGGCUUGAACGCAAUGCUGAAUCUGUUAGUAGCGAGAUGUUCACAGAAUGUCAGGAGCUUCUGCAAAUGUUUGGCUUACCAUAUAUAAUUGCUCCGAUGGAAGCUGAAGCUCAGUGUGCUUAUAUGGAAAUUGCAAACCUUGUUGAUGGUGUUGUGACAGAUGACUCGGAUGUGUUCUUAUUUGGAGCGCAGAGUGUUUACAAGAACAUAUUUGAUGAUCGCAAAUAUGUGGAAACAUACUUCAUGAAGGACAUUGAGAAAGAGCUUGGCCUGACCAGAAAACAAUUAGUUCGCAUGGCACUUCUUCUUGGAAGUGAUUAUACUGAAGGGGUUAGUGGGAUCGGCAUUGUUAAUGCUAUUGAGGUAGUAAAUGCAUUUCCUGAGGAAGAUGGCCUCCAACAAUUCCGUGACUGGAUUGAAUCACCGGAUCCCACCAUCUUAGGGAAGUUUGAAGUACAUACUGGACCAACUGCCAAAAGAAAUGAAUUGAAAGUUAGUGAUAAUGAGAAUUUCUCAAAAAGCAACACAGAAGAAUUGCCUGCAUCUCAUGAGAACAAUUCCCAAGCUCAAGAACAGAAUCAGGCUGCUGAUUAUAUUCGAGAAAAGAAGCAAAUUUUCAUGGAUAAACAUAGAAAGGUGAGCAAGAACUGGCAUAUUCCGCCUUCUUUUCCCAGUGAAGCAGUUGUUAAUGCUUAUGCUUGUCCACAAGUGGACAAAUCAACUGAACCUUUUAUAUGGGGAAAGCCAGACCAUUUUGUUCUUCGCAAAUUGUGUUGGGAAAAGUUCGGCUGGGGCAACCAGAAGGCAGAUGAAUUGUUGAUACCUGUUUUAAAGGAGUACAACAAACAUGAGACUCAACUGCGUUUGGAGGCAUUUUACACAUUUAAUGAAAGAUUUGCAAAAAUUCGUAGCAAGAGAAUUAAGAAAGCUGUCAAAGGAAUCACUGGAGACCAAUCCUCAGAGUUAAUGGGUGAGGCUGCGCAAGACAUUUCUAGAAGUAGAAAGAAAAGAUCAAGGCCUAAAGAAACUGGGAAUGACCAAAAGGAAAAGCUGUCUGAGGGGACAGAGGAAAGUGUUUUCACAUAUCAGAGUAACCUAGGGAAUAGAACUACUCCCAAGCAGUCGAGGAAAAGGAAGGUACCUGGGGAAGGGGUUUUGUCCGAGCCACAAAUUAUCUCAAAAGGCAAACAACGCACUGAUAAAAGAUCACAUGCGAAUAAAAGAGGUAGAGGAAGAGGGAGAGGCAGGGUAAUGGGAAGAGGAAAGGGAAAAGGGAGUCUUAGUUUUGAAGCAUCUGAAACCAGCUCCAGCGCCACUGACUGUGAUGAUGAUGAUGAUGCUCGGGAAGUUCAUAUGGAGACGUCAGAACAAGAAGUGCGUAAGUCAACCAGAGCACGCAAGCCUGUAGAUUACAAAGAUAUUGAUGAUCAGGAUGGCUUAAAUGAAGAGGUAGGAGAGGAAGAAUUGUCUGUAGCUGGACAUAGAGAUGAUGGUUCUAGUCUUGCUGAGAAUGAGGAGCAUAAUUCUGGAAAUCCUUGUAUUGGGGAGGAAUCCUGUAGAGAUUACCUUGAAACAGGAGGCGGGUUCUGUCCAGAUGAAGGUGAAAACCGUCAACCUGAUGUAAGCCAGCACGAUGCUCCUCCUUCAUCCGAGGCAGGGCUUCCUGAAGACUACCUUAAAACUGGAGGUGGUUUUUGCAUGGACGAAGAUGGGAUUGCUGUUGGCCAAGAUGAAGCUUGUGCGGCUGAAGCUACUGUCUCAGAGAGUGCAGACCUUUCUCAUUGCUCUGAUCCAGGGAGUGUAGAUGCACAUGUUUCUGAGCUGAGUAGGGAUCAUAUGAACGCCACAAUCAAUGAUGAUCAGUCCAAAUUGGGUGCUGAGACGACUCCUGUCGUGUCUCUAAGUGCCAUGCCUCUUCUGAAAAGAAAACGAAGGAAGAGCUGAUAUCCGAUUGCAUUUCAAUGUGGUCAACAAUUCUUGCACAUAGAAAACUGUGUUUAUGUAUAUAUGCGAUAUAAAUAGAAGGAGAAGAUUGAAGGGGCAAAAAAAAAUGUGAAAAUUAUAUAACCAUAUAUGAUAAAAGAAAAAACCUUUGCUUGCACUCCAA
Molecule: messenger RNA, 5114 nt
Organism: Ziziphus jujuba (common jujube)
Lineage: Eukaryota; Viridiplantae; Streptophyta; Magnoliopsida; Rosales; Rhamnaceae
Product: DNA repair protein UVH3
Exons: 18
Coding region: 74-4951 (1625 amino acids)
Biological process (GO): nucleotide-excision repair
Cellular component (GO): nucleus
Molecular function (GO): single-stranded DNA binding; DNA endonuclease activity
Source: RefSeq, a predicted model, not a curated record